Symbiodinium sp. CCMP2456 is the source of this 1305-nucleotide messenger RNA. The record is from the annotation of a GenBank genome assembly. Lineage: Eukaryota; Dinophyceae; Suessiales; Symbiodiniaceae.
AUGCUGCGUGCCAUCCUUUUCCUUCGCAUCUGCAGUCUGGCAGCAUCCAUCCCACAAAGCGCGUCCGAGAGUUGUCCAGACGAUGUCACAGCACUUCUACAGCGAGAGGGCGACGCUGCGCUGCAACACCCAGGCUUCAACAUCCUUCAGGUGCGCCGCACCAUGGUGAAGAAAGCCAGCCAGUGUGCAAAAAAGUAUUACAAGCAGCUCGAGCUUCUGAACUUGCCUUCAGUAUAUCGCACCUCCUGGCAGCCACGGAAGCUGCCCAUGACUUCUCGCAACUUGGUGAUUGGUGCUGGCAUGGGGACCACCGGCACGCACGGUUUGGUGGUUGCCUUGGAAGAGCUGGGCUUGCAUGGAUACCACUACAAGGACGCAAGGGCUUCAGCAAACGAGCAUGCCAGAGAGCACAAGCUGCCGGAGUUUUUGACCGGAAUUGUCGAAGGCAUGCUUGCCAACACCUCACAAUGCCAAGAGACCAUCGAGAAUUUUGACUUUAGCCAGUUGCCGGAGAACGUCAACUACGUGAGCGACACCCCGUUCACGGAGUCCUUCCUGGACGUGUACUUUCAGUUCCCCGAGGCGAAAGUUGUCCUGACUACCAGGCCUUCGCUGGAGUGGGCACAAAGCCGGCGCAAACAUGGCAACAGCCCACCUCCGGUCAUGAGGCCUUGUGGCCUCUCAGGCUUGAAAGAGUAUUCCGAUGAGGACCUGGCCUCCAUGCUCGAAGCCUAUCAUGACCUCGUCCGCUGUGUGGUCCCCCGGAAGAACUUGCUGGAGCUCAACUUGUUCGAAGAGGGCCUCAACUUGACCAGUAGCCUGACGACGUUCUUGGAAGACAGGCUGACUCAGUCGGAAGCAGCUGGGCCGAAGGCAGAGGUGAAGGCUACGGAAGGCGGCUGGCGGCUGGAGGUCCCCUGGCCAGAAGGCCUCGACCUGUCCAACAUCGAUUUGCAGAUCUCGGAUACAGAGGUUUCGCUGACGAUGCCGGGAGGCAACUUGCUCCUCGCUUGGCCUCAACCCGUGGAUUCUUCAAGCGCUUCGGCCGCCGUCUCAACCAGGAAAGGGCUGCUCAUUCUGAAGGCUCUCAAGAAACAGCGCUCCAUGGCUGACGCAGACCAGUGGUUGGCCUAUGCCUUGGACAGCGAUGACAGCUGCGAGAGCGAACAGGCAGCCAGCCUCAUGUUGCUGCAAACGUCUCGACACAGCAUCGAGACAGCCUCGGUGCGGCCCAAGGAGUUCCCCAAGAGCGCGCCUUCCGUUGUCCGUAGCCGUGGCUACGAUGAGGCGGCAGUCCAUGCUUAG